AAAGUCACCAUGGCCGCUCCCGUCGGUUUCCGGUUGGACUGUCCAGGGCGGAAGCUGACAGGCGUGUGAUCAUGGCGGCUGCUGGGGAUGUUGUGGUUCGCUGGCCGGGAUGGAGGUGUCUGGGCGUUCUCCUGGCUCUACUGGCAGGUCUGUGUCAAGGAAAUUCCGUGGAGAGGAAGAUCUACAUCCCACUGAACAACACAGCCCCUUGUGUGCGGCUCCUGAAUGCCACCCACCAAAUAGGCUGCCAGUCUUCCAGGAAUGGCGACACCGGGGUGAUCCACGUGGUAGAGACAGAAGAGGACCUGCCUUGGGUACUUGAGACCGGUCCUAACCCGCCCUACAUGGUGCUGCUUAACGGAAAUUUGUUUAACAAGGACACAAUGCAGAAACUAAAGGGGAGUUCUCGUAUCUCUGGAAUGGCUGUUAGCUAUGCCAGUCCUUCCCCACCUGACGGCUUCUCAUUGGACCUCCCGUGCCCAAGCGAUGGGUUUGGACUUUACAACAGCGAUCAUGGCUCACAAUACGCACACUGUAACGGGACCGUGUGGAACCCACUGGGCAAUGGUUUCUCCUAUGAAGAUUUUGAAUUCCCAAUUUUUCUACUCCGAGAUGAGAAUGAGACAGAGGUCAUUAAGCAGUGUUACCGGGAUCACAAUAUUCCAGGGAACGGCAGCAGUGCCCCAGUCUACCCACUGUGCGCCAUGCAGCUAUCCUCUCACAUGCACGCCGUCACCAGCACCGUCACCUGCAUGAGGCGUAACUCCAUCCAGAUGUCCUUCAGCAUUAACCCAGAAGCAGUGUGCGACUCUCUCGCUGGUUACAACGUCUGGAGCUCUCUGAAACCUAUAAACGUAUCUGGAACCUUGGCCCCGGAGGAUCAGGUCAUUGUCUCGGCUGCCAGGAUUGACAGCCGAUCUUUCUUUUGGAACUUGGCCCCGGGAGCUGAGAGUACGGUGUCUGGGCUAGUGACGCAGCUGGCUGCUGCCGAGGCGCUCCAUAAAGUGGCCGACUCUCAGUCAUUGCCCAGGAAUAUCAUGUUUGCUUUCUUCCAAGGGGAAGUGUUUGAUUACAUUGGCAGCUCACGGAUGGUGUACGACAUGGAGAAAGGACGGUUUCCAGUGAAACUGAGCAACAUUCACUCCUUUGUUGAGCUCAGUCAGGUGGCGCUAAGGAACAGUUCCAUGCUGUGGGCCCAUACUGACCCAGUCUCUCGGAGUAACGACUCUGUGGACACGGAGGUUCAGCAGAUGAUCCAGACCUUGAAAGCCGCCAGCAGUGGCAGCAACGUAACUCUGCAAGAGGUCAACCAGUCUCAGGCCCUCCCGCCAGCUUCCUUCCAACGCUUCCUGAGGGCGCAAAAUAUCCCCGGCGUGGUACUGACCGACCACAGGACGGCCUACCACAACAAGUACUACAACAGCAUGUAUGACACCGCCGAGAGCAUCAAGAUUAACUAUCCUAGCGGAUUGUCUGAAGAUGAGGAACUGGAGCACAUCACCGAAGCCGCCCAGGCUCUUUCGGAAGUGGCUACUGUUCUCGCUAAAACCCUUUACCAGCUAGCAGGAGGGAACGACACUGCGGAAAUCAAGGCGGACGCCCAAUCGGUCACUCGGAUGUUAUAUGGGUUCUUGGUGAAGUCCAACAAUUCCUGGUUCCAGUCCAUCGUUAGGUCUGACUGGAAGGGAAGCUUGGAGGACCACCAGCCCCAGUAUUACGUGACGGCCAGCUCACAUGGAAGCAAACCCACAGCCAACAACCCUACCCGCCUCCUGAUCUCCGUUCUCACCAACCUUACCGGGCAGGUCGUAAACUUCACUAAAGAGCAGUGCCAGAACCCUGAAAAGGCCACGGAUCCCAAGAAAGAGCUAUACGAAUACUACUGGGUGCAGGGUCCCCUAAGUGAGAAUUCAACCUCGAGGGCCCCGUUCUGCGUGAGGAGCACCACCCACAGCCAACACGCAGAGUCUCCUGCCUUUGAGUUGGACGACUGGGGCUCCACAGAGUACUCCACCUGGACCGAGAGCCGCUGGAAGGAGAUCCGGGCGCGCAUAUUCCUCGUGCCGAGUCACCAGUUGGAGGUGAUUACGCUGGUCGUGGGCAUUGCGGUUCUGCUGGUCUCUCUGACUGCCACUUACUUUAUCAACGCCAAAGCAGACAUUUUGUUCUCCAACACUGAAGACAGUGGAUCAGUAGCCUACUAGAGACACUGCUGCCCUCUGCUGGAGGGAGGACUGCGAUCCGCCGCUUGCACUGGUUGGGUGAAAAAAAACUGUGCUGCUUUUAUCAAGGAGCCACACUGGAAAAGGUCUUCACGUUUUUUCCUUUAAUUCAAGCAGCACACGUGACUGAAAACCAAUCGCGUCCUCGUCCCACAGUGACAAAAGUGCGUUGUGACAACACUCAAAAUUUUCGGCCAAGAUGGGGGUAUACUCCUGGGUGGCAGAAUGUGUUCUCAUCAUCGCUGACAUACAGGAGGGAGGGGCUUACGGAACAAAAAUGUGGUUUGAUUGUUCCAACAGCCAAGAAGAACGCCUGCCCUUCAUUAAAUAUCCCUGGGCCUCAAUUCUCCUUUCCCCUUCCUCUCCCCGAAAAUUGUGACAUUAUUAUUUUCUUAUUGUAAGUUUUUGUCAAAGACUUUAAAAGUUGCUACUGUAAUUUUGUUAAAUAACUGAAUGCUGCUUUUGUCCAAUUCCCCAGAUCCCCUCCCCCCCACUUCCUUCCUUGACCUCAGGUAAGAGUCGGCAACAUAAUGCUAAAAGAUGUAGUAAGUGUAAGUACUACCAGGCAAAGAUAUAAGAAGUUUUAUUAACUUGUUGGACUUACAGAUUGUGGUUUCUGAAGACUGAAUGUCCUGCUCGUGCUCAGUGCUCCUCUGGGAGCGUAUUAGCGCACAUUGCUGGACAGUGACUGGACGGAUGCGCGGUGUAAAUAUCAUUUGAUCGGUCAUUCAAUGGGGACAUAAAAAUAGCUAUCUAGGAAUGUUAAGGAAAUGGGCUUUCCUUAUGGCUUUAGUGACCGUUUAAAAUGUUCUGGUCUCUUCCCCAUGGAGGUAGUUAUAUUAUGGGCUACUCUAGUGUCCAAGUCUGGACAACCUGUGGUACUCCCGGUGUGGUGGAACUACAAGUCUCAGCAUACCUUGUCAGGUGGCAGAGCAUGAUGGGCUUGUAGUUUCACAGGUUGCCCAGCUCGUGUCAUAGGCUAUCAAUUCACCAGGAACUUGUGGUAUCAAUGACACACAGUGCCUCGUGCCUCAGUGAUGUCUUGUGAGGAACACACUGAUACUUUAGUAAUAAUAUUCUUAUAUCUUCUUUCUACAACGUCUUAAGGAUACCCUAAAAUGCACCCAUCGCGGAUAAAGUUGCUGGUUCACUCUAACAGGUGAGACCUGGCGUAGAUGGACGUUUUGUGGGCAGAGCUGGUUGCAGCCUAUCCGCUCCCUCGGGAGUUGUGGCAUCACUGAGAAAUGCUGGGAGCUGAUUGGUGGAAUAUGAGUGAGCCAGCACAAUGGCUGCCUCCACCCUGUAAUGACCGUGGUAUCAGCCCAAAUGUGCUGCUUAUGUUAAUAAGUUGUGAUACUGUGGGACAGUGGUUCCCAAACUAUGUCCUCAAGCCACUCUAACUGUCCAGGUUUUAAGGAUAUCCAUGGUUGAGCACAGAUGGUUAAAUCAAAUAGACUGAGGUGCUAAUUAAGUCACAUAUGCCCGAACAUGGAUAGCAUUAAAACCUGGACCGUUAGGAUGCCUUGAGGACCGAGUUGGGGAACCUCUGCUGUAGUGUAUUGUAUUUCUGUCUCUUUAGGUAAGAGUACAAGUCACUCAUCAGAAUGAACCAGCGUUUCCUAAGGGAGAUGGUUAUAUCUUCCAGUUGGGAAAUGAUAUCAUUGUGUGAUUGUAGAUCAGACCUGUUCCCCUGUACUUGUAAAUGGUUUCCCCAUGCUUUUGGUAAAAACAUUGUUUAAAAAAUAAAAAUGUUCAAAUCGGA
Messenger RNA from Pseudophryne corroboree (corroboree frog), 3984 nucleotides. It is a transcript of the gene NCSTN, whose product is annotated as nicastrin. The coding region runs from base 72 to 2204 and encodes 710 amino acids. Lineage: Eukaryota; Metazoa; Chordata; Amphibia; Anura; Myobatrachidae. The transcript has 17 exons. The record is from RefSeq and is a predicted model, not a curated record. Gene Ontology annotation, cellular component: plasma membrane. Gene Ontology annotation, biological process: protein processing; Notch receptor processing.